CUUGCACUAUCUUCUUGUAAAUAAACCGUUUGGAAAAAAUACACCAAGAAACUUGUUUUUGGAAAAUAAUAAGACACGAGACUAGUGGGAUACUUGACUCCGAGGACAAGGAGGUUGACGACAAGUACGCGAGAAUUUUAAAAAGUCUUGCAGUUUUCUAUAUGUGGUUGUGAGCCAAUGAAUAUCUUCAGCGUUGCAUAGCAACAACAAUAAGAUAAAUACAUUAUGCAUUUGCUUCGUGUCAUAUAUUAUUCACUGUCCUGCACGAAGAGCUUUUAACCAAAAAGAGAGAGAGAGAAGAAUGAGAUUGUUUCUUUUAUUUUCUUUCAGUGCUCUCAUGUUACAUGAAGCAUAUGGUUUUACCGAUGAACCUGAUAGGAAAGCAUUGCUCGACUUCAAAUCUCAAGUUUCUGAAGAGAAUCAAGAUGCAUUAUCCUCGUGGAAUAACUCAUCCCCUCUCUGUAAUUGGAAAGGGGUUACAUGCGGCCUCAAAAACAAGAGAGUAACCCGUUUGAACCUUGGAGGAUGCCAGUUAAGGGGAAUGAUAUCACCAUCUAUUGGUAAUAUUUCCUUUCUCAUAUCACUUAAUCUCUCUGAUAACUCUAUUGGUGGAACCAUCCCUUACGAGGUGGGAAACUUGUUUAGACUUAAGUAUUUGAAUAUAAGCUUUAAUUUUCUCGAAGGAGAAAUUCCAGACAAUCUAUUUAACUGCUCUAGAUUGUUGGACCUUGAUUUAUGGCAUAAUCAUCUUGGAGGAGGUGUUCCUUCAGAACUAGAAUCAUUGGAGAAGCUUGAAACUUUAGAUUUUGGUGCAAACAACCUCAGAGGGAAGUUACCUGCAUCUCUAGGAAACUUGACAUCACUCGCGCGAGUUAGUUUUUCAAAGAACAAUUUAGAAGGAAGAAUUCCUGAUGAUCUAGCUAGAUUGACUCAAUUGGUGCAUCUUGGAUUAGGAGAGAACAAAUUCUCAGGCGGUUUUCCUCCUUCCAUCUACAACUUUUCCUCGCUUGAGUACUUGAACAUGUUUGGUAAUGUUUUUUCGGGUAGCCUAAAGCCUGAUUUUGGUAAUCUACUACCAAAACUUCGACUUUUAGAGAUGGGAACUAAUAGUUUCACAGGGCCUAUCCCAACAACACUUUCAAAUAUUUCAAAUCUUCAAGAGUUUUCAAUCGAGCAAAACAAAAUGACAGGAAGUAUUUCUUCGAGCUUUGGAAAACUAAAGAAUUUGAAAACACUAAGACUUCACAAUAAUUCUUUGGGAAGUUACUCCUCUGGAGAUCUUGAAUUUCUUAAGGCUUUGAGUAAUUGUACCCAACUUCAGACAUUACUUGUUAAUAGAAAUAGGCUUGGAGGUGUCUUGCCUACCUCUAUAACGAACCUGUCCACCAACCUCUGGAAAUUAGACCUUGGAACAAAUUUCAUCUUUGGAACCAUUCCUUAUGGCAUUGGGAAUCUCGUAAGCCUACAAAAACUUGUGCUGCGCGAAAACUUGUUGACCGGACCACUGCCAAGUUCCAUUGGAAAGCUUUCUAGAUUGGUGUUCUUAAACCUCACGUCAAAUAGAAUGUCUGGAGAGAUACCUUCUUCAAUAGGCAACAUCACCUGGUUAGAAAAACUCAAUUUGUCUAACAAUAGUUUUGAAGGAACUAUUCCUCCCAGUCUUGGUCAGUGCAAAUACAUAUUAUAUUUCCGUAUUGGGUCUAAUAAGUUGAACGGGACAAUACCUCAGGAGAUUAUGCAAAUUCAGUCCCUUGUUUACCUCGACUUGUCAAAUAAUUCCUUGACAGGCUCUCUUCCCGAGUAUAUUAAACCACUAGAACGUCUUUGCACACUGUCUGUUGCACAUAAUAAAUUAUAUGGGCAUCUCCCUCAAGUCUUGGGAAAUUGUCUCUCAUUGGAGAAUCUUUAUCUACAAGGUAAUUUUUUUUAUGGUGAUAUUCCAAAUAUAAAAGGGUUGAUGGGUGCUAAAAUACUUGAUUUCUCGAACAAUGAUUUCUCUGGAAGUAUACCUGGAUAUUUUGGAAACUUUUCCUUGUUGGAGUAUCUAAAUCUAUCCAUUAACAACUUCGAGGGAGAGGUGCCAACAGAAGGAAAAUUUAGGAAUGCUACUGUUGUUUUAGUAUUUGGAAACAAAUAUCUCUGUGGAGGUAUCAAGGAACUGAAACUAAAUCAAUGUAUCGUGCAAGCACAACCAAGCCAUUCAUCUGGUUCGAAGAAAGUGACCAUUGAGUUAAGCAUAGGCAUAGCUUUGCUUUUGAUGGUGCUCAUCAUGGCGUAUAUUUCUUUAUGUUGGUUCAGAAAAAUAAAGAAUAACCAGCUGAGCAGUAAUUCAACAUCUUCUUCCACACGAGAGGUUGUCCAUGAAAAGAUAAGUUAUGCAUAUCUAAGAAAUGCGACAGAUGGCUUCUCUUCCAGCAAUUUGAUUGGAUCAGGUAGUUUUGGUACGGUGUUUAAGGCAUUUCUUCCAACAGAGAACAAGGUCGUUGCAGUGAAAGUUCUAAACCUUCAGAGACGUGGAGCUAUGAAGAGCUUUCUGACAGAAUGUGAAUCCCUCAAGGACAUAAGGCAUCGUAAUCUUGUGAAACUACUGACGGCUUGUUCGAGUACUGAUCUUCAAGGAAACGAUUUCAGAGCUCUUAUCUAUGAGUUAAUGCCGAACGGAAGCCUAGAUAUGUGGCUGCAUCCAGAGGAAGUGGAAGAGAUUCGUAGACCCUCAAGAACCUUGACCCUCUUUGAAAGGCUCAACAUUGCCGUAGAUGUUAUUUCUGUUUUGGAAUAUCUUCAUGUUUAUUGCCAUGAACCUAUAGCUCAUUGUGAUCUCAAGCCCAGCAACGUCCUCCUAGACAAAGACCUGACUGGCCAUGUUAGCGACUUUGGCAUUGCUCGGCUGCUCAUGAAACUUGAUCAGGAGUCUUUUUUCAACCAUCUAAGCUCGGCCGGCGUCAGGGGAACCAUCGGCUAUGCCCCACCAGAAUAUGGAAUGGGAGGACAACCAUCAAUAUAUGGUGAUGUGUAUAGCUUCGGUGUUCUUCUUUUGGAAAUGUUCACUGGAAAACGACCAACAAAUGAUUUAUUUGGGGGAAACGUUACCCUAAACAGCUACAUCAAGUUGGCGUUGCCAGAGAGGGUGUUGGACAUUGCAGACAAUUCUAUUCUUAAUAGCGGUCUCAGAGCUGGUUUCCCUCUUGAUGAGUGCUUGAUAAUGGUUUUUAAGGUGGGACUUAGGUGUUGUGAAGAAUCUCCGAAGAACCGUUUGGCAACCAGUGAAGCCAGAAAGGAGUUAAUCUUAAUUAGAGAGAGGUUCUUUAUAGGCAGACGUUGAUGUGUUUAAAUCAAUGAGAUAAUGAAAUCCAUUCAUUGUGUUGUGGUUUCUUGUUGUUGAUCUUGGAUUUUUACGGUAUGUUUUCUUUUCCUUCUUUUCUUGAAUAUUACUGUACAUAAUUAUACGUUGGUUGCGUACGUCUUUAAUUUGUAUCCCGACUUUAAAACA
This is a messenger RNA of Brassica napus (rape), 3490 nucleotides long. RefSeq names its product probable LRR receptor-like serine/threonine-protein kinase At3g47570. Gene Ontology annotation, biological process: hormone-mediated signaling pathway; protein phosphorylation. Gene Ontology annotation, molecular function: protein binding; protein kinase activity; ATP binding. Gene Ontology annotation, cellular component: plasma membrane. The record is from RefSeq and is a predicted model, not a curated record. The transcript has 2 exons. Bases 302 to 3322 code for a protein of 1006 amino acids. Lineage: Eukaryota; Viridiplantae; Streptophyta; Magnoliopsida; Brassicales; Brassicaceae.